AUGUUUGUCGCCGCUACUGGUUCUGACCUCAAACCAUCAAACACACGACAUCUCGUGUGGGAGCGUAACGAACCAUGCUUCCAACGUUGCAAGAUCCUUUAACGUGGGUCAAAUUUACCGACAAGAGCCCGAACAUGCCAUGUGGCGAACGUUGGACACAUGCAAUCCGUCGGCGCUCUGCCAUACGAUGUGUUGAAUUGCCAUGUGUCCAACGUUGUAAGGCAUGCGAGUCGCUUCAAGAGCAGACGCGCGGAGUGGGAGCUGGAAAGGGGCGAGGCUGUACUACCCGGCCGUACCGUAUCGCCACAGCGAGGUACAGUACUCGCACGCUUUAGUCUCUCCGUCUCUCGGCGCAGCGGAAUGUCCACGCGUUCACAGCUCCGUGCAGAGCUCUAUUCGGUUUAGCUACUUUUUUUUAGUAGUGGUGUUCACUAUAGGGUUCUCGAUUGUCUCUCAGUUGUGCUUUGGUGUUUUAGUGUUGUGACGUGGGUGUCAAGUGUCUCCAAAGUGGAAAUUUUGACAGUCUUCUAGAGUCUAGGAGAGUAUAUUCCAAUAGUUGUCUCGCGUGGCCAUGUUAUCUUUACUCGAGCCGAAAAGUUCAUUUGCGUACAAAAAACAAAAUGCUAUAGACACGUUUCACUAGAUUUACACCCGACUCAUUAUUGCCAACGUCGCAGACUAACACAAAAAUGU
Acanthoscelides obtectus is the source of this 693-nucleotide messenger RNA. The record is from the annotation of a GenBank genome assembly. NCBI's taxonomy places the organism in Eukaryota, Metazoa, Arthropoda, Insecta, Coleoptera, Chrysomelidae.